AUGGCAGGCCUCGACCUUGGCACCGCCGCGACGCGCUACGUGCACCAGUUCCACCACCUCCACCCGGACCUCCAGCUGCAGCAGAACAGCUACGCCAAGCAGCAGCAUGAGCCCGCCGACGACGACCACAACGGCAACGGCAACGGCGGCAACUACGGCGCCCAGUACGGCGAGAACAACGACGGCGGUUCCUCAUCCUCCGGCCCCGCCGGUGAUGGCGCGGGUGGCGGUGGCGGGGGCGGGCCUGGGGACAUGGUGGCGCGCCGGCCACGGGGGCGCCCCCCGGGAUCGAAGAACAAGCCCAAGCCGCCGGUGAUCAUCACGCGGGAGAGCGCCAACACGCUGCGCGCCCACAUCCUGGAGGUCGGGAGCGGCUGCGACGUGUUUGAGUGCAUCUCCACGUACGCGUGCCGGCGGCAGCGCGGCGUGUGCGUGCUGAGCGGCAGCGGCAUCGUGACCAACGUGACCCUGCGGCAGCCGUCGGCCCCCGCGGGCGCCGUCGUGACCCUGCACGGCAGGUUCGAGAUCCUGUCGCUCUCGGGCUCCUUCCUGCCCCCGCCGGCUCCUCCUGGCGCCACCAGCCUCACCAUAUUCCUCGCCGGGGGGCAGGGGCAGGUCGUAGGCGGCAACGUCGUGGGCGCGCUCUACGCCGCGGGCCCGGUCAUCGUCAUCGCGGCGUCCUUCGCUAACGUCGCCUACGAGCGCCUCCCGCUGGAGGACGAGGAGGCGCCGCCUGCAACGGCAGGCAUGCAGAUGCAGCAGCCCGGCGACGCCGAGGCCGCGGCCGCGGCCGGCAUGGGCGGCGUCCCGUUCCCUCCCGACCCGUCGGCUGCCGGUCUGCCCUUCUUCAACCAGCUGCCUCUCAACAACAUGACCGGCGGUCCCGGCUCGCAGCUCCCGCCCGGUGCCGACGGCCACGGCUGGGCCGGCGGACGGUCACAGUUCUGA
This is a messenger RNA of Triticum turgidum subsp. durum (durum wheat), 948 nucleotides long. NCBI's taxonomy places the organism in Eukaryota, Viridiplantae, Streptophyta, Magnoliopsida, Poales, Poaceae. The record is from the annotation of a GenBank genome assembly.